Girardinichthys multiradiatus is the source of this 2522-nucleotide messenger RNA. RefSeq names its product GTPase IMAP family member 4-like. The transcript is spliced from 3 exons. The coding region runs from base 244 to 909 and encodes 221 amino acids. Gene Ontology annotation, molecular function: GTP binding. NCBI's taxonomy places the organism in Eukaryota, Metazoa, Chordata, Actinopteri, Cyprinodontiformes, Goodeidae. The record is from RefSeq and is a predicted model, not a curated record.
ACUGCAGGCAUUUUUUCAAAGAUUUUUCAGCAGUUGAUCUUCACCAGUGACACUGAAAGGAGUUUAGAUUAUUUGACUAAAUGUUCACUUUCUUUUAUAUGUUUUAUAGAUAAUUAAAUAUAUCUGGUUCGGCUCUGGUUUUAAACCUUUUUCAUUUUUACUUUUAUCUGAGGAUUUAUUGGGCCUUAAGCAGAUUGUUUGAAACCAGAAUUUACUGAGUCAGUGCUCGGAAACAGUGACGUGAUGGCUGCUGCACAAGAUGACACUGAAGAGAUGAUGAGACCAGACUGUCUCAGGAUUGUUCUGAUUGGGAAGACCGGCAGUGGGAAGAGCUCAUCAGGAAACACCAUUCUGGGAAGAAAGGAGUUUAAAGCUGGAGCUUCUCCACAGUCAGUUACUACAAGCUGUCAGAAAGCCCACAGUGAGGUGGACGGUCGUCAUGUUGCUGUCGUUGACACUCCUGGUCUGUUUGACAACAAUUUGUCCCCUGAAGAAGUCAUUAAAGAGCUGGUGAAAUGCAUCAGUCUUCUUCCUCCAGGUCCAAAUGUCUUCCUGCUGGUGCAAAAGAUCGGCAGAUUAACAAAGGAAGACAAAAAGACAUUCAAACGUAUUGAGAAAGUAUUGGGAGAAAAUUAUAAAAAGUUUACCAUCAUCCUUUUUACCGGAGGAGAUACAUUGAUUAAUGAUGAGAUGACCAUUGAAGAAUACAUUGAAAAUGGAUGUCAUGAAUCCUUUAAGAAGCUGAUCGCUGACUGUGGAGGAAGAUACCAUGUGUUUAAUAACUGCGAUGAAGAGAACCACUCACAGGUCCCUGAGCUGAUCCAAAAGAUCAACACCAUGAUGAAGAACAAUGGAGGCAACUUCUUCAACAACGAGAUGCUUGCACUGAGCAAAUGGUAUAAAAGAUAAUUUUGAAACAUUGUUUUAUUUAAAUUACAUUUUAUUAUUCCUUCUGCUUUGCAUUCUGAACUGGUUGUUCAAAUAUUUAGCAUCUGUGUUAUUAAAUAGUUUUAGAGCUAAUUUAGCCUCAUUAUUAAUAUUCAUUCAAAGCCAAACCAACUGUUGCACAACAAGCGAAUCCUGAAGGAGAUCGGGAAAGAAAAGAUCUGUCAAAGGAAGAGUGGAGCAACAGAGCAGAGAAAACAGAGCUUUUUAAACAAUAAAUACAAACUGCACAUAUGCUUUUUAGAUAUUUAGUUUCCUGUUUUGCUCUAAAACACAGCAGGUUCCAGGAACUUUAGUUUGACGGCAAGUAGCUGAACUAUUUUAAUUUACAUCUCAGGGAGAAAAUGGAAAUAAGAGAGGAAAUUGUGAGCAGCCAGCCGGGUAGAACAUGUUCAAGUUCAAGGUUGAAUUUAGCAUUAAAGGAUUUUUCCAUCAGUUGAUCUUUUCUGCUGCUGAAUCUUUACAUUCUCAGACCCUCAGCUUCCAAUAAUACUUUAAAAACCAGGAAAUAUAACCUGACCCCAACUUUAAAUCUGUCUUUUCAUCUCUGAAUGAGUUACGAUUUAAACUGUAUAGAUUUUUCUGUGAUUUUUUUUUUUUACUUCUUUUUCUUUUGUUUGUUUUAUUUGAAUAUGUGCUGGUUAUCAACAGUAAAAAAUAGGAUUGUAUUUAUUAUAGAUUAGUUUCAUAUACAGAGGUGUGGGUGGAGGAAUAAACCUAUUUAAUCCCACUCCUCCAUGUAUCACCAUUAUCACGCCUACUGUUCUACUAUUAUAACACAUAGAUUAAAUCUUAGCAGACUGGGUCAUAAAUAUGUAACCCAGUCUGCUUCUGCUUCUGGUAGGAGACACCCCGGGAUCUCUGCCUUGUGUUCUGGGUCAAGGUGUUUUGCAACAGGGACAGAGGCUCCUGACACCGGGUUCUGAGUUGUGUUGAGAUCCUGGAGCAUUUAUUUCUUCCAGACGCAUUUCUUCUCACACCUUACAGGCAGUAACAGUAAACUGUAAAGAAUAUGGCAGCCUGGCAUAAGGACCACAGAGCUACGGUGUCCCUACUAGGACAAACAGAACUGUUGCGUUUCCAGAUAACAGAAAAACAGCACCACCUUUAGAAUGUAUAAUAAUAACCACAUAUAAAUAACUUGUGUGUUUAUUCAGUUUCACAAACAUUUCCAGGCUUUUUUAAAGUGUUUCAUUUUUUAGGUUUUAUUUUUUUAAAUUUUGGUCCAAGGAAUUUUGUUUUUUAAUGAAAAAUAAAAUGUUAAUGAUUGUUUUUUGCUAAUUACUUUCCAUUUGUUUUGUAUUUUUUCUGACAUUAUUAACUGGACUCACUGUUUUUACCUGUUCCUGACCAACUGAACAGGUUUUGUUGAUAACAGUUUAGAUGUUGGAAGAAUAAAGGAAAAAACGAGCUGCAGGUUUCUCUCACAGUUACGUGAUAACAUGGGAUGUUUGCAUAGAAAUGAUCUAUACAGAAAUCAAGCCAUCAAAGAGCUCCUUUUCUUACUUUGUGUCUAUUGUGUUUAUCAUCACUCUCUUAGUCUGCAUUAAAAUUUGAAAAUAAAAUCAUUAAACUUG